AAAAAAAUGGGGAUCGCUGUGUACCUCCUUGCUUUGGUGGUAAUAUAUGUUGUGUUUAAUUUGAGUAAAAUUUUGAAAUUUGUGAAGGAAAGAAUGCGGCUCUACCAUCUUAUGUCCAAAAUCGAUGGUCCUCUGGCUUUACCCCUGCUAGGCACAACUUUUCAGUUCAAAAUGGAUCCAGUUGAAUUCGCGCUUCAACUCUACAACUGGGGAUUGGAGUACUCCACAAAAGGCUCAUCCUUAGCUGCUUUCUGGAUGGGACCAUACCCAAUGGUCAUCGUUUUGACACCUGAAGCUAAUAAGAAAGUUCUCGAAAGCAAUGCCCUGAUCAACAAGAGUAGUGAAUAUGACAUUUUCCUUCCGUGGCUCGGAACGGGGCUUCUCCUGGCGAGCGGUGAGAAAUGGAGAGGUCGGCGAAAGAUGAUGACCCCAUCGUUUCAUUUCAAUGUUCUUAUCGAUUUUCAAGUGGUUUUCAAUAGUCAAAGCAUGAUUUUGCUAGAACAAAUCGAAAAUGCCGCCAAGAAAACUGAUGAUAGCACAAUUGACGCAUUCCCUUACAUUAAGAGAUGUGCUUUGGAUAUUAUUUGUGAAACUGCAAUGGGAACCACCGUAAGCGCCCAAACGAAUCACACACAUCCGUACGUGGUGGCUGUCAACGAGAUGAACAGUCUCGCGUUCAAAUACCAGCGGAUGCCAUGGCUAUGGAUCAAACCGAUCCGACAACUGAUUGGUUAUGAGGCGGAUUUUCAACGGAAUUUGGAUAUUGUCACAAGCUUUACCAAGAAAGUUAUCGACCGCAAGUUGAGAGAGCACGAUGAGACUGAUGGCAUGGUUGUUGUGGAGGAGGAGAGCAAGAAGAAGGCGUUUUUGGAUAUGUUGAUUGAGAAAAAAGAGGAAGGUGGCCUAGGAUACGAAGACAUUCGGGAGGAAGUCGACACCUUCAUGUUCGAAGGCCAUGACACCACCUCGGCAGGCAUUGGAUGGUCCCUGUGGUGCCUUGCAAAUUGCCCAGAGUAUCAGAAAAAGUGCCAUGAGGAGUUGGAUGAGAUUUUCGAGGGGACAAGCAGAGAAUGCAGUGUCGAGGACUUGAAAAAAAUGAAAUAUUUGGAAAAAUGCGUGAAGGAAGCGUUGAGAAUGCGGCCAUCAGUACCGCAAAUGGCGAGGUCGGUGGAGGAGGAAGUGGAAAUUGACGGCAAAAUCCUGCCCAAGGGCUGCUCCGUGAUGAUAUCCCCUGCAUUCAUCCAGAACAACCCUCGAACCUUCCCGAACCACGAAGUCUUCGACCCCGAAAGAUUCAACGAGGAUGAGAUCUCCAAGCGCCAUGCGUAUGCGUACAUUCCUUUCAGUGCGGGACCCCGUAACUGCAUCGGGCAAAAGUUCGCAAUGCAGGAGGAGAAAACUGUGAUCUCUUGGGUCUUGCGACGAUUUCAUAUUCACACCGAUAUUGGGCUACUGGAGAAUAUGCCAUUGCCCGAGACGAUCACGAGACCCUCUUUGGGAUUUCCACUCAAGUUUACUGUUCGGCAGCAGUGAUAUAACAUUUAAUAAAGUUUUUCUAAAU
Molecule: messenger RNA, 1561 nt
Organism: Caenorhabditis elegans
Lineage: Eukaryota; Metazoa; Nematoda; Chromadorea; Rhabditida; Rhabditidae
Gene: cyp-37A1
Product: CYtochrome P450 family
Exons: 9
Coding region: 7-1533 (508 amino acids)
Source: RefSeq, marked reviewed